AUGGAUUAUAAAGCUUUUAGGAGAAGCUGGUGCGAAGGGCGUAAGAUGGGGUUGAGUGGCCGUCGUAGAACAGGAUGGCCUCACCGCUAUGCUCACGUUCCUGUGCACAAGCUUGAUCAGGCACCAAAUGCUUUCCUGCUACUUACUGCCAUAUGUAUUCAAUGUCCACAUUCUCCUGCUUGGCCAUUACCAACUUGUUACUGCCAAACAGCACUUUGA
Cercopithifilaria johnstoni is the source of this 219-nucleotide messenger RNA. NCBI's taxonomy places the organism in Eukaryota, Metazoa, Nematoda, Chromadorea, Rhabditida, Onchocercidae. The record is from the annotation of a GenBank genome assembly.